This is a messenger RNA of Blepharisma stoltei, 672 nucleotides long. The record is from the annotation of a GenBank genome assembly. Lineage: Eukaryota; Ciliophora; Heterotrichea; Heterotrichida; Blepharismidae.
AUGGGAAAACAAUUUGGAAAUGGCUCAUCUGUCACCGAAGUUUUGACUUCAGAUACAGUGGCUAAAAAAAUUGCAAAACAAAAAGGCAUGCUAAUAAACCACAAAGAAAUUGCUAUCGUAGGAAGGUCAAAUUGUGGAAAGUCCAGUUUAAUUAAUGCCCUUGUAAAUGAAAAAGUUGCGAUUGCAUCAAAAACUCCAGGAAGAACUCAGCAAUUAAUUUAUCAUACACUUGGAUUUAAAUCGCCUUUUAUCGUAAGUUUAGUUGAUGCUCCUGGCUAUGGAUUUGCAAGCGCUCCUGAUGCAGAAUUGGAGAAAUGGAAAAAAUUGACAUCAAUUUAUUUUAGCUCAUCUGCAAAUUUAUUCAGAACAAUUAUUUUAUUAGAUUCGAGAAGAGGCAUGAUGGGGACUGAUAAAAUGCUUAUGGAUUGACUGGACACUUUAGAUAGACAAUACACUAUUUGCUUGACAAAAGCUGACUUGAUAAGCGAUACAAAAAUAAAAGACUCACUGAAUAGUAUAGGUGAUUAUAUUAGAGAUCGCCCAAAAUGCUCUGAUUUGAUUCUUGUUACCAGUUCAAAGUAAUAUAUAAUUAGAUAUAAUUAUGGAAUAAGAGAAAUGACAGCUUAUUUGUCGUAUACAAUGGUAACGAAUGAAAUGACUCAGAUUAAGUAG